Messenger RNA from Ochlerotatus camptorhynchus, 3051 nucleotides. RefSeq names its product refractory to sigma P (gene ref(2)P). The record is from RefSeq and is a predicted model, not a curated record. The coding region runs from base 450 to 2666 and encodes 738 amino acids. The transcript is spliced from 4 exons. Gene Ontology annotation, cellular component: amphisome; aggresome. NCBI's taxonomy places the organism in Eukaryota, Metazoa, Arthropoda, Insecta, Diptera, Culicidae. Gene Ontology annotation, biological process: mitophagy; endosome organization; aggrephagy. Gene Ontology annotation, molecular function: protein kinase C binding; zinc ion binding; K63-linked polyubiquitin modification-dependent protein binding.
ACGAAGGAGCCUUGGGACAGUGAUUCAUUCUUUAGCUAGUGCUGGAAGCGUCUGGAAGUGAUCCGUAUUUUGUGCUGACAUGCAGUUUUGCUGGUUCUAAUAUUGCCAGAUCAUCGAAAAGAGGAGUCAUUGGGCUAUACUCAGCAAAGUGAGCUAGACGUGUAAGAAGUGCGUCUGCUUGUGAAAUUCGAUCUUAUAAAAAGUUGGUUUUCGAAGCCUACCGAACUCACUUGGUGUUUGCCUGUAUCGAUCAGCAGGAGUUAAUUUUGGAAAGUUGGUCAACUGUUUACCUACCUACAUAACUUCAAGGACGAUUUAUUCAAUUCGUUUGUCGAUUGAACAGGUAUUUGAAAAGCGGAAAUAAUUAUUGGUUUUAUUUUUAACGCGGAAAGUAGUGCACUUGAAAAAUUACCAACAAAGAGAAGACGAGUUGCUGCAGUGAAAACAAAAUGGUGUUUCCCAAAGUACUGAAAGUUACCGUCCUAAGGGAGUCUGGAGAGCAGGAAAACUUUCUUCUGUCCGUCGGUCGGUAUAAGCUGGUGUGCCAACAAUUCGACGAUCUCAAGAAUGAAAUCGUGGGCCGCUACCCGGAGUUGCUGCAGUACGAGGACAUUCGAUUCGCUUGGAUAGAUGAUGACGGCGAUGAGAUCAUCAUUCUGAACCAUCUCGAUUAUGUUGACUAUAUGAAUUUGGACGCAUGCAGUGGAUCAAUGCAGAAGCGUCGUAUCUAUGUCAGAGGCAUUAACAAGUUGGAACAGCAGCAGCAACCUAAGGCUUCUGAACAUCAGGAAGCACCUAUGGAACAGGAUUCCGUUUCCAGGCAAGAAUCCGUUCCGAAAGAAGACCUUCCGGUGCAUACCAACAUCGUUUGUGACGUUUGUGACGAAACGAUCCAUGGCCAUCGGUACAAGUGCAUGCAAUGUUUCAACUACGAUUUGUGUAUGCGCUGCGAGAGCCGAUUCCGUCAUAAGGACCACAUGAUGGUCCGUAUCCCGACUCCGGAACUCAACCGGAGAGCACCGUUUCGCCUGUUUGAGAAGCUCCGAAGUUUUGCCGCCGAGGUGGGAGCGCAGCCGGGAUUCGCGGCUGCCUACGAUGUCCGUGAGGAUGAUUACGAAAACUCCAAACGGUCCAAACGCCACCACCGUCGACACAGCCGGGACCGAGACGAAUCCAAGGAAUGUCGCGAAGAAAAGGAACGCAAGGAACGUAAGCAACGCCGCGAGCGGUGCGCCAAGUCAUCGGAAGAACGCCGCGGUGGUCAUCGUUACCGUUUUGGGCAUGGGUUUAACUUUUCACAUCUGAUCAAUCAGGUCAUCGAUCCGGCCAACAUCCAGUCGGCAUUCAUUUCUGCCGAUGCCGCAGCUGCUGCCGCCGCUGCCGCUGCGGAAUCCGCGGAGGAAGCUGCCCGUGCAUCAGUGGCCAACUGUCCUCUGUUUGCGACCAUGUCAACGAGUCGCUCUGCUACGACUUCCACUUCAGCUUCGGCCUCAGCAUCAGCAUCGGCUUCGGCUCCGACUCAACAACCGGAGGCUAAAACUACUUCUGGUGAUGCACCACAUCAAGAAGCUUCAGCAUCUUCGCCCGCGAACGAGGAGCCGCAGCCGAAAAAAACCGCAACAUCAAGCGCUGCUUCCUCGAGUAGCCCCAAACAAAUCGACAUGAUCGAUCUUUCCUGGCUAGCUCCAACCCCUGAGAGCAUUCAGAAAAUUAAUCAAACAUUUUCAAAGAUUUUGGAUCCACUUGGAAUGAACAUCGAAAUCCGUGCCAAUAGCGCAGCACCGAAACCAGCCCAGACGCAAACUCCGACGGAGGAAAAGAAGGAUAAAACCACGGAAACGGCCAAUACGCCUACAAUGAGCACUCCCAGUCAAACUCCUCCAGGUGGGGCUGGAACUAGCAGCAAGGCAACUGAGAUGGAUCCUAUCGUUGAACUAGAAAGGAAGUUGGAAGCUGUUUUGAUGGCGGAGCCACAGUUGAAGAAGAAGUUGGGAAAAAUGGAUGCUAGCUUGACGACCAGCGACGAUGAUGAUUGCUCUUCGGUCAGCAGUGUCUCGUUGUUAAGUGACAAUGAUGAUUCCAUUGGAGCCGCCGCUCGAUCGGAAAAGAGAUGGACCCUGGUAGAUAUCCCUGUGGAUAUAGAGGAAACGUCACCAAAGUCGACAGAGAGCGUAGAAGUCGCUGGGGAAGCUACUAAUGUGCAUAUAGUAGAGCCGAUUGCCUCCGCAUCUUCUAUGCCGGCUACUCCAGCUGCAACUGCGGCUGGGAGUUAUCCAGAGGCAGGUUCCGCUUCAUCUUCCAACAAUGGAAGCACCUCCAAACCAAUAGAUUACGAGCAGUUGGGUAAGGCAUUGAAGCAACAUCUCGAAGCCGAACAACAAGCAGCUGCAUCGACCAAAGCCACUUCGACUCCACCUACUCCCGCUUCCGCUCCGAAAGAAGUAACACCAUCCCCUCUUCCAGCAGUUAUGGUUCCGACUGUUCAAGCUACACCCAUCGUGAAUGCCAUCUACAGUCACAAGCCUCACGUUAAUCACGCCGUUCAUGCCAUGAUGGCCAUGGGCUUCAGCAACGAGGGAGCUUGGCUCACUCAGCUGCUUGAUUCUGUCAAUGGGGACAUCCCGAGGGCGCUCGAUCUUCUGACACCGCAUAGGAUUAAUCCCUGAAGAAUUACUAACUGUUCUUCUAUAUGAUCUUUAUAUUCUAUACUAUUCAGUAGUUUUACAUGUUACAUCUGCUUAAUCUUAGAGAGAUAAGGGAAGAAUAGUAGCAAUAAAAACUAACAAAGAUUGGCUAUUGCCACAUUCACAUGUGGUGUUAUAUUGAUACAAAAUAAUUACUAGUGAUUAUAAUGAAAUGGUGAUUGCAGGUAGAGAAUAAGGAUUUGAAACACAAACAUAUAUUUUUUUAAACCCUAUGUUUUGAGCACUGUAAUGAAUCAAAUUCUUUUUUAACAACCAUUGGAAUUUGUGUUAAUUUGAAGGCUGUUUUUACUCAUAUAUUUUAAAUAAUCAGACUAGUGUCAAACAGUACACUUUCUUAUGUAUCGUU